Mucor mucedo is the source of this 1062-nucleotide messenger RNA. RefSeq lists its product as uncharacterized. The transcript has 5 exons. The coding region runs from base 36 to 998 and encodes 320 amino acids. NCBI's taxonomy places the organism in Eukaryota, Fungi, Mucoromycota, Mucoromycetes, Mucorales, Mucoraceae. The record is from RefSeq and is a predicted model, not a curated record. Gene Ontology annotation, biological process: endoplasmic reticulum calcium ion homeostasis. Gene Ontology annotation, cellular component: endoplasmic reticulum. Gene Ontology annotation, molecular function: calcium ion binding.
AUUAUAAUUUAGCUUUUACUGUCUAUGAUUUCCAAAUGGAAAUUGUGUUGAGUGCAACCUUUCUUGUAUACUUGUUAGUUUGGUAUAAAGGAAAAACCAGCAACUUGGCUUCAGCCAAAAAUUGGUUGAAUGGCCAAAUUGAUUACCUUGAGGAGCAAUUUUGCCUUGUUGGAGAUAAAUUGACAAAUGAAAAGUCAGUUUUGAUGAUGGACGGUCCCGCUGAUUAUCUCUUGUACACCUCUGGUAGACGUAACGUGCAAUUUGGCCACUGGUGGCUUAAAAUGAAGCCUAGAAACGAUAUUUUGACUUAUUUCUCAACUCAACUUCUUUCCUUAACCGGAUACGCUAAACCUGCUAAUGAUAGAGUCGCUUUGACUAUGGCUUUGGAUAAGGCUUUGCCUGAAAAGUUUGUUUUUGCUGUCAUCAAGAAGGAAUUAGCUACCGAUUUGCACAAGAAGCGAUUUGAUUUAAAACGUUUUGGUAAAAUUGCCUCCAGCAAUAUUAUUCCUUCCAACUUGAUCAUCUAUUCAGAAUCUCAAAAGUUGGCCGAUAUCCUUUUGGCUGGUAGAAUUGGCGAGAUCAUUGCUGAAAGCUCUGAUCGUCUUGAAUCUUUGAUUGUUUCCAGUUUACCUGCCGAACAGCCUGAAAUGUAUGAGUCUGACAGCUUCCUUACAAUGUCUCUUGAAUUUUUGAUGCCUGGAACUUCUGAAUUUGACCCUCUUGUUGAGCUUGCCUGUGAACUUCCUGACGUUAUCAGCCAAUUAAGACUUACCGGUGAUGUCCGUUCCAAAAUCAACAAGAACCGUGAAGAAUUAAUCAAGGAAUACUCCAAGAAGGCUGCUGCUGAUCGUGCUGAAGAAAUGCAAAGAAAGAAGGCUGAAGCCAAACGUCUCGAAGAGGAACGCGUAAAGAAGAUGAGCCCUGCCGAACAGCGUAAAUGGGAUGAGAAGGAACGUAUUCGUGCUCAAAAGAAGCUCCAAAAGAAGAGAAAGGCAUAGAGAAAAAUCUAACAUGUAAUAAUAUAAUAACAACUUUAUUUUGAGAUGAAAUAAGAAAGACGCA